AUGGUUUCUCGGGGUGCUGGGUAUUCAGAGCUCUCUGGCGGCCUCCUCAGCGAGAUCCGCACGCCCAUCCGCACCGAGCCCUUCCAGGAGCGCUACAGCCUCAGCCCCGGCAGGGAGCUCGGCAGAGGAAAAUUUGCUGUGGUGAAGAAGUGCAUCCAGAAAGGAACUGAAAAGGAGUUUGCAGCAAAAUUCAUGAGAAAAAGAAGAAAGGGCCAAGAUUGUCGAAUGGAAAUAAUCCAUGAAAUUGCAGUUCUCGAGUUGGCACAAUGCAACCUUUGGGUCAUUAACUUGCAUGAAGUUUAUGAAACUGCAACAGAGAUGAUUUUAGUCUUGGAAUAUGCUGCUGGAGGUGAAAUUUUUGACCAGUGUGUGGCUGAAAGGGAGGAAGCCUUCAAAGAGAAAGAUGUUAAACGACUUAUGAAGCAAAUUUUAGAAGGAGUUUCGUUCUUACACAGAAACAAUGUGGUUCAUCUCGACUUAAAGCCCCAGAAUAUUCUACUAACCAGUAAAUCUCCUCUGGGUGACAUAAAGAUAGUUGACUUUGGUCUUUCCAGAAUAAUGAAGAGCAGUGAGGAACUAAGAGAAAUUAUGGGAACUCCGGAAUAUGUAGCUCCUGAAAUUCUGAGUUAUGACCCAAUCAGUACAGCAACAGACAUGUGGAGCAUUGGAGUACUGGCAUAUGUCAUGUUAACAGGGAUAUCGCCAUUCUUAGGGGACGAUAAGCAAGAAACAUUCUUAAAUAUAUCUCAGAUGAACAUCAGUUACUCUGGAGAAGACUUUGACCUCAUAUCAGAGUCUGCUGUGGAUUUCAUCAAAACACUGCUGGUUAAAAAGCCCGAGGAGCGGGCAACUGCUGAAGAGUGUCUUCAACAUCCCUGGCUGCAGCAAAGCGAUAAUCCUGCUCACAGGGUCUGGAGCAAGAGUACAGGGGAGGAGAGCAGCGAUGUCCAGGGAGAGGCAGAUUCUGCCUCUGGGAAAUGUGUAGAUGUUGAGAAAACUGAAGAGGAAGAAUCCAUCGUGACGGAAGAACUAAUUGUAGUGGCAUCAUACACGCUGGGACAAUGUAGGCAGUCAGAGAAGGAAAAAGUAACUGAGCAAAAAGCCAUUUCCAAACGAUUUAAAUUUGAGGAACCUUUGCUGCAGGAGUUACCAGGAGAAUUCAUUUACUGAACUUUGUGGAGUUUUAUAGCUAUAACUGAAAGGCAGGAGUUUCUACUAAGCAACAAAUAUCUUAGCCAAGGGAAUCUCUGAUAUGCAAUAGAUGUUCUAGAUAAACAAAAACAUUCAGAAAUGGCAACUAAGGAAAAUGUGCCAAGCUUUUAAUUUUGUGGAACAGUUA
This is a messenger RNA of Tinamus guttatus (white-throated tinamou), 1339 nucleotides long. RefSeq names its product serine/threonine kinase 17a (gene STK17A). Gene Ontology annotation, biological process: protein phosphorylation; intracellular signal transduction; positive regulation of apoptotic process. NCBI's taxonomy places the organism in Eukaryota, Metazoa, Chordata, Aves, Tinamiformes, Tinamidae. Gene Ontology annotation, cellular component: nucleus. Gene Ontology annotation, molecular function: protein serine/threonine kinase activity; ATP binding. The record is from RefSeq and is a predicted model, not a curated record.